AUGGUGGUGGGCGCGUACAGUGAUGUAGUUCAAGUAACCGAAACCCUACUUCCUCGCUCCUGUAUCAGCUUCUUCGCAUAUACCCAUAAUUGGCUUUAUUACUCAUCCAGCUGUUUACCUGUCGUUUUAGAAGCAGAAUCCCUCAUACAAGAUUUGAACUUGUUGAAGGUGAUGGAGAACAGUCAAAGCACGACGAGCGUUAUUGCAAAAUUGAUGGGUUUUGAUGAAACGCCACCCCAUCAGCAGCCUGUUUCUAGGCAACAAAAGGUCUUGUCUGACAACUAUCUACAGAAAUCUGGUUCUAUAGGGAAGAGAUCAAGAACAUAUUCCCAAAACAAUCUUCUGGGAUCCAAGAAAAGGGUGAAUCAAAGAACAAAUGAUUCUUAUGUCGACCAGAAAGUUUUGAGUUCUGAAAGCAACAGAGAAAAUGGGAAAUCAGACACAGUGUUGACCAGAAAGAAGAUUUUUCUCAAACCAAACUUAGCAAAUACACAACAAUCUUCCCGACCUUCCUUUCUACUUGAUUCUCAGACCACUUUUGCCUGGGAAGCCAAGAAACAACUAUUAGAGAGGCUCAAAAUGACCAGAGUUUUUCAAGAACGUCAAUCUAGUCGUCAAAAGUGUUGUAAUCUUGGUGAAUCGUUUUCUUUGAACAAUACAAAAUCAACCUCAAGACUUGGAAGUUCGAUUGGUAUUAGCAGCAAUGAAGGUUCUGGGAAACUGGUGAACGUUAUGCAUACAAACACCAAGAAGAAUCAACUGGUUUCAAAUUCAGCAACUCCCUUCGUUGCAAGUUCUAACACAGAUGCAGGAACUGAGGAUGUUCUCGAACCCCCGUUCAGGGAAGACAAUUCGUCAAACUCCGAGUACUGCGAAAGUUCUAGCAACGAUCUCCAUGAUCUAUGGAUGGAAGAUGAUUUCGGCCCUGAAAUGGCUACAUCCAGCGACGACGAAAGAUCAUGUACUGGUCAAACCCUAGGGUCAAUGACACCAUUCGGAGCCACAGAAAGUCGCGAUUUUUCAUACAUGGUAGACGUAUUAGACGAAUCAGCGUUUCAAGAUGGCGACGUGGAGAUACGUUUUGAAAAAUGGCAUUCCUCUGAAUGUAUGGCGAGCUAUUCAAUUUUUGAAACAUUAGAGAAGAAAUACGGGAAGCAGGAAUUAUGGCAAAAGUCUGAGAGGAAGCUCCUAUUUGAUCGUAUAAAUUCAGGAAUGAUCGAGAUUCUCAGACCACGGAUUGAUAUUCGUGUUUCCCCUAAUUUAUUACAGAGAAAGAUGAGAAAUAUGUCGAGAAGAGACGUCAUCGAGGAAGAACUAUCGAUGUUUUUACUGAAUCAAGAAAAAGGAGUCAACGAUGGAGUGUCUGAGAAAGCGGUCGGAAGAGAACCAUGGUUUGAUCCGUUGGACGAAAUUGAUUCUCUCGUCACAGAACUCGAAAUCUUUUUGUUUGACAAGUUAACAGCAGAGUUGGUCAAUGUUUAAUUUUUCUAUAUAUAAUAACACGAUCAUUCCACUUUUGAAGCUGAAAGCACUCCAAUAAAAAAAAAAAAACAGAAAUUAAACAAAAUACAUGAAGAUCAAGAUCAAGAUAAAGAUCAAGAUCAAUAGAUCAACUUCAUG
Messenger RNA from Lactuca saligna, 1620 nucleotides. Lineage: Eukaryota; Viridiplantae; Streptophyta; Magnoliopsida; Asterales; Asteraceae. The record is from the annotation of a GenBank genome assembly.